AUGACAAAUACUAGUGUGAAUUCUUCAUCUCAACCUACUGUUCCAAUUUUCAAAGGGGAAAAAUACCAUCUUUGGAGCAUCAAAAUGCAAACUUUGUUUAGAUCCCAAGAGUUGUGGGAUAUUGUUGAGGGCGGGUAUGACGAACCAGAAGAGCCACCGGAGGCACCCGACAAGAAGUUACGUGAGAAUCGAAAACUGGAUGCAAAAGCUUUGUUCCUCAUCCAAUCCGCAUUGGAUGAUGACAUUUUUCCUCGAAUUUCGGCAGUGUCGUCGUCCAAAAAAGCAUGGGACAUAUUGAAGAAGGAGUGUAGGGGCGAUAAUAAGGUAAUUUCUGUUAAGUUGCAAACUUUAUGUGGUAAUUUCGAGUCUCUUUCUAUGGAAAAGAAAGAAUCGGUGCAAGAGUAUUUGUCAAGGGUGUCUAGCAUAGUGAAUCAAAUGACGUCGUUUGGUGAAGUUAUUAGUGACUCCACCGUUGUGCGUAAAGUAUUAAGGAGUCUCACUAAUAAAUUUUCUCAUGUGGUUGCCGCAAUAGAGGAGUCCAAAGAUAUGUCCUCUUAUGGGUUUGAUGAGUUGAUGGGUUCCCUUUUAGCCCAUGAAGAUAGGAUUUCAAGGUCCUAUGAAAAAGAGGAAGAAAAGGAUUUUCAAGUGCAAGAAAAGUUCUUUAGUGAAGUGAAGUCAGAUGAAAAUGGUGGAGACCGUAGUCAUGGUAUAGGCGGUUUCCGUGGUCGUGGUUAUGCAAGAGGACGUGGUGGUCGAGGUGUAGAUCAACGUCAGUCAAAGAGUAGCAUUCAAUGCUACUAUUGCAAAAGGUAUGGCCGUAUGGGCAUGUUGAAGCUAAGUGUUGGGAUAAACAAAGAGAUGAGCAAGGUGAACAAAGCAACUUUGCUCAAAAGGUAG
Molecule: messenger RNA, 897 nt
Organism: Beta vulgaris subsp. vulgaris (sugar beet)
Lineage: Eukaryota; Viridiplantae; Streptophyta; Magnoliopsida; Caryophyllales; Amaranthaceae
Exons: 1
Coding region: 1-897 (298 amino acids)
Source: RefSeq, a predicted model, not a curated record